Messenger RNA from Caenorhabditis elegans, 3254 nucleotides. RefSeq names its product Drf_GBD domain-containing protein (gene Y50D4C.5). The transcript is spliced from 5 exons. The coding region runs from base 12 to 1694 and encodes 560 amino acids. Lineage: Eukaryota; Metazoa; Nematoda; Chromadorea; Rhabditida; Rhabditidae. The record is from RefSeq and is marked reviewed.
AGAGGCUAAAAAUGGCAAAUCGUGAUCAUGGAUACCGUCAGAAUGGAAACGAAGGCUAUGGAAGAGGAAAUAACUUUGAUAGAAAUAAGUAUAGACAAACGAUGCCCUCCAACUCGCGCUUCAACCCGAUUUCCCCGCCAAACAACCAUUAUCGCCCGCGAUCACCGACUCAAAGCUACUCCUCGAACGCGACUAAUUACGAGCAGCCCUGGAAUUCUCCGAGAUUCCGAGCUCCGGCAGAUCCAGCCGAGCCGAAAUUCCGACGUACUUAUUCGAUGGCUGCUAAAAAUAAUGAAAAAAUCGAUAAAAUCCCGGAGAGCACGGAGAAAAACCGUCCGAAGAUCAAUUUCAAGGAGUUUGGAAAGAAAAUUUCGCAAAAAUUCAAGAAAAGUGACAAUAAAAAGGGAAAAAAUGACGCGAAAAGUGCGAGAAUGUCUGCUCCAAACCUGAAGAUUGGAGAAGCCUCAACAUCCCAGCCUCAGCUCCCGAAAAUUUCGAGCCCGGUAAAGAAGAAGAUCACUGUGAGCACAGCGGCGGUUAACAUGAAAAUGCAGCCCGAAGAUCGCAUGAAAAUGUUCCAAAAAAUGGGCCGAGAGCAGUCUCUAAAAGUGAGCACUCUACAGCGAAUGCAACGAGAACGCCAACGUGACUUUUCCCUAGUCCCCGGUCCAGGCCGUGCAAGCCUCGAGACUAAUGGGCCUGUGCCAGCCGAUUCAAAUCAAUCGAUUGACAGUAUGAUUGUGUUCAAUACGACGCCAAACGGACGGAGCAGCAGCGAGUCACUUUCCGUGGUAGAUGACGAUGUUGAGCCAGUCUUCAAGAACUCUCUGAACAAUAAGCAUGUCACUAGUGCUCAAUUCCAGCAGGCUCAGAAGAGUGGCCCGAGCUUCACGAGCACACCGAGGUUGAAUCAUGGGGGGACAUCGGCAGCAGCGGCGUCGUCUCCGACGAUUUCCAACGUCAGAAGCAUCUCGGAAGCCUCGUUUUGUAUGAUGUCGUCGGGCUCUUCAAUGCCUUCGUCGAGCAGCACGAUCUACUACUCUGCGGACACUCUGGCUGAAGCUGGAACCCGGAUUCCUGCCGGAAUGCCUUCGAGAAGUAUGACGGAUGUGACGCUGGCGUCUACCGCGUCCACGCCAACGCCAUCUACACCACUCCCGACGCGACCGGCGGCGGCGGCAGCACAGAAAUCUGUGAAACAGGAGGUCUACGAGCAGAGCUCCUCGUCAAACUGUCCGAGCAUCUCGUCGACUCCUCGAUCGUCGGAGGAUCCUGCGAAUCAGCAGCAGCAGCAGCUUCAGGGCCAGAAUGUUGUAUUCGGGGCUCAUCCAGAGCAUCUGAAUAAUCUGUGGAUGGUUUCCAAGGAAAUUCGCGAUCAGCAGCUUCAACUCGAGCGUUCAAUUCCGCUGUUGGAGAAGCUAAGAACACGCGCGAUGGACAUAGAUCAACAGAGAAUAGCGUUGUUGGAUGAAAAACUCGAUAAUCCGAGUGUUGACGAUAUGCGUCGAGUAUGGAGCAUCAAUCGUGAACUUCAGGACCUCAAUUCGGAGAUGGGAAUGGCAUCGUUGACGAUUCAGAAUGCAAACGAAUUCCUUCCAUAUCUGGAAAUGCGUCGAAACGAGCUUCUCUCGAAUAAUCCGCCGAAUCAUCCCGCAAACCCCCCGUUUCAGACAACCGGUGCUAGCUUUGUCUAAAAUUUUUUUUUGAAAAUUUUUUUUUUAAAGACGAUGUAGAGUCAAAAAAUAGGCCCUAAUGACCGAAAAAAUAACUUUAAAAAUUUUAUCGAUUUUUUUCACUUUUGCAAAAAAUCCCGCUUUUGGAAAAUCGUUUUUUUUUAAUUUGAAAAAAAAAUCAACAUUUUUUCAAACUUAUGGGAAAAAAUAGACUAAAUUUUGGCCUAUUUUUUCUACUAUUUUUUUUUUCUGAAACGUUCCACAUUUUUCUUAAAUUUAUGUUUUCAAUCAAAUUUUUUAAAGAAACAAUCAAGAAAAACCGAUUAAUUCGCGGGAAGUAAAAUUAAAAAUAAUUUUUUAAAAAUUUUUAUUGCAAAUUUUUUAAAAUGGUUUUUAAUUUUUAUUUUUGGAGAAUUUGAAAAAAAUCAUUAAAAAGUUUAGAAUUUAAAAAAAAGUUAGAUUUGGCUAUUACCCCCUGUGAAUAUUUUUGCUGCUCCGCGUGUCAAAACGUAUAUCGUUCGUAUUUUUUAGAUUUUCUCUGUUAUUUUCCCCUUUUUUUCUUCCUACUACUCGCCUAGUUAUUCCGUUUUUUUUAUUGUUUCCCCUGUUUUUGCUGCCAUUUCAUUCGUGUACAGUCCCUGUGUGAAUCUCUGUCAAUUCUGGGGUGUCGUAGGAAUUUUUUUUCGGAAAUCGGUUUUUUUUGAGAGAAAAAUGGCAAAUUGGAUUUAAAAAAAUUCCUGAAAAUUGGAAAAAAAAUAAAAAAUUACUACAAUUUUAGGCUAAUUUUGGAAGUUUUCGGAAAAUAUCGAAAAAAAAAUUAUUCAAAUUUUUUGGGAAAUUUUAUUUUUUUUUUAAUUUUGAAAUUUACAUUUUUCCAAAAAUUCCAAAAAUUGCUUAACAUUUUUUUUUUCAAUUUCCAGAAAAAUUUAAACAUUUCAUCGAAUUUCGUUUAAUCUGACGAGAAAAAAAAUGUACAAAAAAACAUUUAUCUUCCAAAAAAAUUAUUUAUUUUUGAAAAAAAUUCCAAAAUUUUCGAUUUUUCGGGAAAUCAAUUUUUUUAAUUGACAAAAAAUUCAACUUUUUUCUAAAAUUUCUGGAAAAUUGGAAAAUGACCAAAACGUUAAGCUAAUUUCGGAAAUUUUUAGAAAAUUGAUUAUUGAUAUCGAAAAAAAAAUCGAUAAACGAAAAUAAUUAGAAAUUGGCAUUUUUUUUUCAAAUUCCAUAGACAUUUUUUGCACUUCAUCAAAUUUUAAGAGAAAUUUCAUGAUCUGACGAGAAAAAUUUAAGAAAACUUUUUUUUCCAAGAAAAUUUUUUCUUUUUGAAAAAAUUCCAAAAUUUUCGAUUUUUCGGGAAAACAAUUUUUUUGAUUUCCCGAAAAUUUUUUCCCGACAAAAUUUGAAUUUUCCGGAAAAAUUCCUGUUUUUCAAAAAAAAAAAAACAACACCCCUGAGUUUCUCACCACAUAUAUUUAUUUAUCGUUCGCAUAUUUUUAUUAUGAAUUCAAUUUUUUCCCUGUUAUUUUCCUCUUUUUUUGUGUCCCAACUCGUCUAGUUUUAAGGUAAAAUUUUUAUUGACUAUUA